AAAUAUAAAAUAUAAAUGAGUGUUUGAAAGGUAAAUAAUCUGAAAUAUCCUCUCUAUAAAAUCUAUUUGAAAUAACGAAAAAAUUUACUCUCUUAAGUAAAGAUGAACAGCUGGAACUCCUGCGAAUAAGCCUAAAGAUCCAUACAUAAGUCCUUUAAUUUUUCUCCACUUUUCAGUAUGUAUAAAAUCAAAAAUAGAAACAAUAUAAGCUGCCAAACAAGCAGAUCCUACAGUAAUCAGAUAAAAGUAUCUCAAAAAUGUAUCACAAUAAAAUCCAUAAUAAAAUGGAGGGAAACAGGAACCCAAAAUUAGCAGUGAAAUACCACCAUAAUCAACUCUCAUAAGAUAUCUAUUAGCUGCUUCGCUCAUUUAAUAAAAAAGAUGGAAUAAUGCUGAACCAAUCAUACACAUCAAACCACUGAUCAAAAAUACAACUAUGGGCCAUCUUGAAACAUGA
Messenger RNA from Paramecium octaurelia, 457 nucleotides. The record is from the annotation of a GenBank genome assembly. Lineage: Eukaryota; Ciliophora; Oligohymenophorea; Peniculida; Parameciidae.